AUGCUGGGGAGUUGCGGCGCGGCGGCGGCUUCGACGUCGGCGAAGGGGGAAGACUGGAGGAGCAGUUGCGAAUUUGAGGCGUCGGAGCGGCUGGAGCUGAUGGAGAGCGGGCUGCCUCUGUGCAUAUUCCUGGAGUCUUCGGAGGUGGUGGCGAUACGGCCGCCGGCGCCGCUGUACGUGUUCGUGCCGCGGGUGUCGUACUUGCCGACGCUGAUUGACAAGUGCCACGAGCACUUCAAGCCGUACAUUCAGCCGUCGUUCGGGCAGCCGACUUCGCCGUUUUUCGACUUCGGGGGCAUUCCCAUCGACUGGCGGCUGCCGAUCGGCGUGGCCUUCGACAUUCUGCGCGCGCUGAAGGGCGGCCGCGGGCAGCGGCUGGCGGCCGCGGGCGAGGCGGCGCUGGGGGAGCUGGCGGCGAGCGGGUGCGACGUGGAGCUGCCGUGGAGUCUGACAGUGCACUUCCACGGGUCCGCGGCGAGCCGCGAGCAGCGCGUGUUUGGCUGCGAGGAGUUCCUGGGGUGGGCCGGCUUCGAGAGCUUCUUCAUGAACUCGCUCAAGCAAGCCACCUACAUCAUCAACGGCUCCGCAGUGCCUUUCCAGCGGCUGCCGAAGGCUGCGGAGAUUCAGCUGCUCGCGGCGCUGCGCGCCGGCGCCGUGCCCGACUUCCUCGAGGGCUGCAGCCAGCUGCUGCCGCCCAUGACGCCCCGCCACUUCCGCCGCAUUCCCGUGCGUCUCUACGUCUGCGGGCCUCCCUGCUUCGAGCUUUCCCUCAGCUUUCCCUGCUUCAAGACCCCGCGGGUCAGCGGCCCCGCCGCCACGCUCGAGGACAGCGGCCCGCUCCCGCCCGCCGUCGAGGCUUCCGCCGGCCGCGCCGGCGUCCCCGCUGCAGCUGCUGCGCCGCCCGCUGCUGCUGCUGCUGCUGCUGCUGCUGCUGCUGCUGGGGGCGCGGGCGCGGGCGGGCGGCUCGCUGGCCGCGAGGGCGGCGCGGGAAGCGGCGGCCAGGCGCUCGCCACGCUGGGCGACUUGGUGCACCACGUGCUGCCGCACUUGUUUCCGAAGCUGAGCGGGCGCAGCAGCCAGCCUGGGCGGGAAGCCGCAGCAGCAGCAGCUGCUGCUGCUGCUGCAGCAGCAACAGCAGCAGCUGCUGCUGAAGACAGCCGCGGCAAAGAACAAAUUAAAGUGAUUGAAGAACCCGGCACGGACAUCGGCCGGCGGGCGUGCGCCGUCGUCGUCCACGGCGUGCAGCCGCUGCUGCAGACGCCGCUCUUUUGGCUCGCAGCGACUGCGCCGCAGCUGGACAUGUUUCUGCACGUGGUCGUUCUCGUGGACGAAGCACUCGUGGGAAAUGCGUAA
Molecule: messenger RNA, 1353 nt
Organism: Eimeria necatrix
Lineage: Eukaryota; Apicomplexa; Conoidasida; Eucoccidiorida; Eimeriidae
Product: autophagy protein, putative
Exons: 1
Coding region: 1-1353 (450 amino acids)
Biological process (GO): C-terminal protein lipidation; cellular response to nitrogen starvation; nucleophagy
Cellular component (GO): cytoplasm; Atg12-Atg5-Atg16 complex; phagophore assembly site membrane
Source: RefSeq, a predicted model, not a curated record